Zalophus californianus (California sea lion) is the source of this 2261-nucleotide messenger RNA. It is a transcript of the gene EGR4, whose product is annotated as early growth response 4. The record is from RefSeq and is a predicted model, not a curated record. Gene Ontology annotation, biological process: regulation of transcription by RNA polymerase II. Gene Ontology annotation, molecular function: DNA-binding transcription factor activity, RNA polymerase II-specific; RNA polymerase II cis-regulatory region sequence-specific DNA binding. Bases 278 to 1732 code for a protein of 484 amino acids. The transcript has 2 exons. Lineage: Eukaryota; Metazoa; Chordata; Mammalia; Carnivora; Otariidae.
GCCAGCGCGGACGCUGCUAUAUAAGUGGGGGGGCCGCGGAGCGGGGGAGCCCGGCUGCGCUUUGGAGAAGCGAGGAGCCGCCGCCCGAGGCCGGUCCCGGCGAGCAAGGGCGCCUCGGCCCCCGGACCCAUUUCCCAGUGGCGAGCGCCUGGAGCCAGGAGCCCGGGUGCUUGGGUCUGUGAGGCGCAGGGCACCCCAACUGCUGGCCUCCCCGUCACCCGCUCGCAGCCAAGCUCAGCGGGCGAGGCCCCCGGCGCCCCGCAGCCGCCGCCGCGCCAUGCUCCACCUUAGCGAGUUUUCCGGCCCCGACGCGCUCCUGGUCAAGUCCACCGAGGGCUGUUGCGCGGAACCCAGCACCGAAUUGUCCCGGCUGCCCGGCAGGGACGCGCCGGCUACCGCCGGCUACCCCGGAGCAGGCGACUUCUUGAGCUGGGCUUUGAGCAGCUGCGGCGCCGGGGGGGACUUAGCCGAUUCCUGCUUCCUGGAGGGGCCUGCACCCACGCCCCCUCCUGGCCUCAGCUACAGCGGUAGCUUCUUCAUCCAAGCAGUACCCGAACACCCGCACGACCCGGAGGCACUCUUCAACCUCAUGUCGGGCAUCCUGGGUCUGGCACCUUUCCCCGGCCCUGAGGCGGCAGCAUCCCGGUCUCCGCUGGACGCCUCUUUUCCCGCAGGCCCCGACGCCUUGCUGCCGGGUCCACCGGACCUUUACUCCCCGGAUCUGGGCGCUGCCGCCUUCCCAGACGCGUUCUGGGAGGUCUCACCCUCGGCAGGCGCCCCCUCACAGUGCCUGUAUGAGCCUCAGCUCUCCCCGCCCGACGUCAAGCCAGGCCUCCGGGCGCCUCCGGCCUCUCCCGCGCUGGACACUGCCUCGGCCUUCAAAGGCCCCUACGCUUCCUGGGAGCUGCUCUCAGCUGGAGCCCCAGGGAGCUGUGGGUCACAGGGAGGUUACCAGGCCGCCCCCGACGCCCGUUUCCCCUCGAUGGGGGCCAAGAUUGAAGACCUGCUGUCCAUCAGCUGCCCAGCGGAGCUGCCGGCCGGUCCCGCCAACAGACUCUACCCCACGGGGUCUUACGACGCUUUCCCGCUGGCCGCAGGUGACUUAGGGGAGGUGGCCGAGGGCCUCCCGGGUCUCCUGACCCCUCCUAGUGGGGAUGGGGGGAGUAGCGGCGACGGCGGAGAGUUUCUGGCGGGUACUCAGGCUCAGGUUUCUCCCCUGGGCCUCCGCAGCACCGCGGCGGACUUCCCGAAACCUCUGGUGGCAGACAUCCCUGGGAGCAGUGGCGUGCCUGAGCCUCCUGGGCCACCACCGCCGGCCCCAUUCCCCCCCACUAAGGCGCGGCGCAAGGGGCGCCGGGGUGGCAAGUGCAGCGCGCGUUGCUUCUGCCCGCGGCCGCAUGCCAAGGCCUUUGCUUGCCCAGUGGAGAGCUGUGUGCGCAGCUUUGCGCGCUCCGACGAGCUCAACCGCCACCUGCGCAUCCACACGGGCCACAAGCCCUUCCAGUGCCGCAUCUGCCUCCGCAACUUCAGCCGAAGCGACCACCUUACCACACACGUGCGCACUCACACGGGUGAGAAACCCUUUGCCUGCGACGUGUGCGGCCGCCGCUUCGCGCGCAGUGACGAGAAGAAAAGGCACAGCAAGGUGCACCUCAAGCAGAAGGCGCGCGCCGAGGAGCGGCUCAAGGGCCUUGGCUUUUACUCUUUGGGCCUCUCUUUCGCAGCCCUGUGAGAGGGAAAUGCGUUUGUAGAUUGAGGCGCCGCCGCCCGGCACGAAAGAGGCGACCUGGCCCGCCCCCCCACCCCACCCCCCUUCCCGGCACGUCCCGGGGCCGGCUUCUGGUCCGGCUUCCAGUUCCCUUGAAGUGCCCGCCGUUCACGCCUCGUUCAGCACCAGCUCCGUGGACAGCUCCUGCGGUUCCCCGGCGCUGACUCCCGCGUCAGCCGCGCUUUGAGGGAAGUCCUCUCAGGCCACCCACUGAGUAGGCCCUUCCUUGGAACUCAAGAUAGUCUUUUGUAACUGGCUUGGCGCACGCCCCAUGCCCCUCAUUAGACCCCCUCCCCCCAGAGGCAGGCUGGGGCAGCGCCGAGCCGGUCUCGCGCGGGAUUUUGUACAGCAAUGUCGUUUCCAGCAGCCAUUGGAUGUAACGUUUUGCUUUGGGGUUAUUUCCUUUUGUUGUUGUUAAUUUUUGUAAAGCAGACGCUACUCUCGAGCAGUUGACAAAACUGUUUAUUUUUGCAAUUAAAAUUAUUGUGCUAAA